ACCCAGUAUAUACAGCAUAAGUAAUUUCAUGAAUCAGUAAGAGAUUACUUGAAUGUGAAGAAAAUGUAAUUCUACUUGCAUGCAUGCUUGCAUACAUAAUACUACAGUAAAAUAAAGUUUUUGAAGAAUUAAAGCAUGGGUCAUGUGAUCACGUCAAACAAGAGAAAUAAAGGAUAAAUAGUUGUGAUUAAGUUAUAAUCAGAGGAAGAUUGAAGAAACCACUUACCUGGAUUAAUGAAGAACCAGUUUGUGGUAUGACAAGACAUGAAUGUAUCCAUACUUGAAACCAUACACCCGUAACUCAGAUGCAGACAUUUUAUAGCACUAAUGUUCUUGCAGUAACCAUGGAGGCAAGAUUUCAUAAACUGCUAACACAUGGGAUUCUUUCCUCAGCCAUUGCCCUUCAAAUUGGCCCCUUGAUAAAGAUAGAAAUAAUAUUUGGAGAAGGAGAAGGUUUUGUUUUUAUAUAUUUACCCUUGUGUCAAGACAGUUAUCAACUGAUAGUUUAUCACAAAAUCACUGGUUGCCAGUACAGUCAGACACAAAUUGCUGGUCUGUUGGACUGGGUGGAUAGUGACUGCUGAGCUGUAGCGCAUCUAACAGCAAAACACCUUUAAGUGUCUGAUUUCUGAAAGUGCUGAAUCUUACAUGCGGUAAGUACGGGGCACAGGUGAAGGUCAGCAUCAGGACCACCUGUUACGGAUAAGAGGUGGACUUGAGUAAAUUGCAUACACUGGAUGAUGAGGGGUCUUAAUCAUGCUUCAUCAUAGCACAUGUGCCCAAUCAGUACAGAGCACUGGAGGAGAAGUGGGUAUAUAGAUUCAGUGGAGGUGUGGAGUUUGUUUAGCUCUUGCAUUUGAAGACUGCAGACUGAAACUAGUAUACCAGUCUGAAAAACACAACAAUGCAUUCUACCAUGAUCCUUCUGGGUAUCUUGUUUGGCUUGCUGACCCAGGUGUACACUCUACCUGUUAAGAAUUCUACCGGAGUACAUGAGGGAAAAGUGAGGUUGAAGAGGAAAUACUCAGAUGAAAUUACAGAGCGUGAUGAAAUGAAUGCAAUGGAUCAAGUCCUGGAAGUCAAUCGCAGGUUGCGAGUCCCCCGAGGACUGUCAUUCAGAGAGGGAGAUAUUGCCACCUCAUAUGUACGGAGUGCCAUAACCUGCCCUAGCAAUGCCUGCCUGUGGCCUAAAUCAGUUGACGGAUUUGUUUAUGUGCCCUUCAUGAUCUCUCCACUAUAUGACGACAUGGACAGAAUCACCAUAGAAACUGGGAUGCAAGACAUUUCCUCUGGAACAUGUAUUAAAUUUGUUCCACGCUCUCAUGAAGGCAGCUUCCUCGAUAUUCAGCCGAGAUACGGCUGCUGGUCGUUUCUGGGGCAGACUGGAGGAAGCCAGACCCUGUCACUGCAGACUCCUGGGUGCAUGUGGUCUGGAGUGGCUGCCCACGAGUUCAUGCACGCCCUCGGCUUUGUACAUGAGCAGUCUCGCUCAGACCGAGACCACUAUGUCUCAAUUGUAUGGAAAAACAUCAUGCCAGACCAAAUUCAUAACUUCAGGAAACAGGUGACAAACAAUCUCAAUAGUCCAUAUGACUACAACUCUGUCAUGCAUUAUGGAAGAUAUGCCUUCUCUGAAGAUGGUGGACCAACAAUAAUCCCCAGACCUGAUCCUUACGUUCCCAUUGGCCAGCGAGAUGGACCCAGUGCUCUAGAUCUUCAUAAAAUAAAUGUCCUAUAUAACUGUGGUGUCAAUGAGUAACUGGAUCCAGAGUGUCACAUCCUGUUUUUCUGUCAUAUUCUGUUAAAAUCUGCUCUCAGGUUAUGUCAGAUGUGGAAAAUGGUUGAUUAUAACUUCUGGUCUUGAGUAGAUUAUAAGGGCAACAUUACUUUAUAGCGAUUUCAUUUUUCUAUAUUAAUAUUUUGAAUUAUUAUCACAAAUUCUAGUCUGUACCAUCUACUAAUCUGUGAUAAAGAUGUCAUAAGGUGAAAUAAAAUGGCAAGUAAGAAUUGAAAGCUGCAUUUCUCUAAUAUAACUAAAAUCAGCACUGUGAUACAUUUUUUUGACGCUACCAAUUAGAUAACUGCAUCCAAUCUCUGAAUCACUUUGUUCCAUUUCCUGCAUCCUUGUCAGCUUCUGCUCACUUUAAAUAAAGAAAAUGCAACAGUAAGAGGUAUGGU
Messenger RNA from Siniperca chuatsi (mandarin fish), 2178 nucleotides. RefSeq names its product high choriolytic enzyme 2-like 1 (gene he2). The coding region runs from base 905 to 1759 and encodes 284 amino acids. Lineage: Eukaryota; Metazoa; Chordata; Actinopteri; Centrarchiformes; Sinipercidae. The transcript is spliced from 9 exons. Gene Ontology annotation, biological process: proteolysis. Gene Ontology annotation, molecular function: zinc ion binding; metalloendopeptidase activity. The record is from RefSeq and is a predicted model, not a curated record.